AUGCUAUCUUUCUUUCCGUUGAUGGGCAUGGCCGUGUUCCUCGGUCGUUGCCAUGGACUCGAAAAUUCCGAGUCUAUAGUUAUCCCGAGGCCAAAUGCCGGUGCUAAAUAUGUUCCCAGAGAUCUGCAGUCCUUUUCAAUUGAAUUUGCUUUCUUUCCAGACUAUGCUGGGAACAAAUCUCACCCUAACCAUUUCUCCAAGAAUUUAUUGGAGAACUUUAAGGACCUCACUGGAGUAUAUCCAUUGGUCAGAGUUGGAGGAACCUCUCAAGAUCAUUCGGACUACUUCCCGGAACAGGAAGAUAAUAUCCAGCUUAUAUACGAGCAUCCCGACGAUGAUCAACCGAUCCAAAUCAAUUAUGGACCAACAUUCUUUGAAUCUUACCAUACACUUGGACCCGUCAAGUUUUUGCAUGGUUUAAACCAGAACCAAAAUCGGUCUAUCAAACAGCUUCAGGGCGCUGCCAUCGAAGCCUGUACUGCAAUUGGACCGCAGCUACAUCUUUUUGAGUUGGGAAAUGAGUGGAACUUUGCACCAGGCAGCUAUAGGUCGGCCAACUACUCAUUGCUGGACUAUGUCCACGAAUGGAAUUACAAGUCUUCGGUAGUCAAAUCUGCUGUUCAAAAGGCUUGCCCGGGUCCUUUUCCAGGAUUCAUGGCACCGAGCUUCGUCUUAUUGGAUUCUGUCGAAACAAACGGCUGGACUGUACAAGAACUUUAUAAUCUUGGAUAUGAUGACAAGAACUUGACCAAGGAAUUCUCAUUCCACAACUACAUGGGUGUCAACCUUGAUCCAACUAGCAACGGAGCAGAUGACCUUCAGAAAACCCUCAUGAACCACACUAGUAUUAUUGAAAAUUUGGCGCCUCAAAUUGGUCGCUCUAAAGAUCUCGCAUAUCUAGGUCACCUCUACACCCUAGGUGAAAUGAACUCAAUUGCGGGGCAGGGACGCAACGGGGAAACCAACGUCUUUGGGGAUGCCCUAUGGAUGGUCGACUUUUCCCUCUGGGCCGCGGCACAUAAUAUUAAGCGUCUCCAUCUGCACCAAGGUCUCAACUACCGAUAUACUUCAUGGCAGCCCAUUCCCAGUAAAGGAGAAGACAUAGCCACAAGGCCACCUUAUUAUGGUCAGAUCAUGGUCGCUGCAACUUUGGGCCGUGCCGAGAAUUCCCGCGUGGUUAAUAUUCCUUUGAAAGAGGAUACUGAGGCCGCGUAUGGAAUUUAUCACGGAGAGAAGCUGUCCAAGAUUGUUGUCAUGAACAUGAAAGCUUUCAACGAGACCACUUCCGGAGGCCGGCCGUGUCGGCAAUAUCAGUUUAAAGUCCCUGGAAGACAUGAUCGUGUGAAAGUCGAACGUAUGAUUGCUCCUGGAAGUGAUUCGACUAGCGACGUGACUUUUGGGGGUAUUUCCUAUGACUAUGAUCUCAGACGUGGAAAACCAGUGACUGUUCACUCGGAGAAGGAGAUGGUCGAGGUUCGCGGCGGAACAGUCUCGAUCGACAUCCCGGACUCUUCGGCGGCUCUUUUGACUCUUAUUUGA
This is a messenger RNA of Penicillium waksmanii, 1539 nucleotides long. RefSeq names its product glycosyl hydrolase family 79 C-terminal domain-containing protein. The record is from RefSeq and is a predicted model, not a curated record. The coding region runs from base 1 to 1539 and encodes 512 amino acids. The transcript is spliced from 5 exons. NCBI's taxonomy places the organism in Eukaryota, Fungi, Ascomycota, Eurotiomycetes, Eurotiales, Aspergillaceae.